AUGUUCAAGAAAACUAUAUUAGGGCAGUUGAGAAGGUAUACAAAUGGUGUUGUAUUCAAAACGGCCUCCAAACCUAAAAGAAAAUGGAUUCCAUGGACCAUUUUCGGCGGAAGUUUCCUUGGGGGAUGGUACUUAACGCAACAUAUGACAUUCAUGGAUCUUCUCGCUUAUUGGAAAUAUGAUGCUCUGCCAAAAAAUGCAGAUGAAGUGGUCAAGUAUCAUGCAAAUUUGAAUCAACGUUUGAAUGGUUUAUCUAUUGUGAAACAAUUAGAGGAAGCCGGAUUUGUACAAGUGAUUGCCCCUGAAGAGAAAAACUUGUUAGUGUCAAAGGCAUUGAAUACACCAGGCGGGAUUGCCAUACCACCAAGAAUUUAUUAUAGUCCAAGUAGACGUGAAACUAUCGGGAUAUACCAUUUAGGUAUGAAGCUAACAGGUUAUCCCUUUUUAAUUCAUGGUGGAAUCCUAGCAACAGUAAUUGAAGACUUAAUGAAAGAAGCCAUUAGACUGGAAAAGGGGACAGAAAAUAUAAAUCAAGAAACGAAGGAUCUGAGCGUUUCAUACAAGUUCCCCACAUUAGCCAAUCAGUUUGUUGUGGUAAGAACAACAGAUCUCGAGAAAUAUGGAAACAAGACUAAACUAAAGGCAGAAUUGAUGGACCAAAGUGGCAACAGAACGUUAGUCAAAGCGACUGCUACAUUUUCUAGUCAAUAG
Molecule: messenger RNA, 711 nt
Organism: Saccharomyces eubayanus
Lineage: Eukaryota; Fungi; Ascomycota; Saccharomycetes; Saccharomycetales; Saccharomycetaceae
Gene: FMP10
Product: Fmp10p
Exons: 1
Coding region: 1-711 (236 amino acids)
Source: RefSeq, a predicted model, not a curated record